AUGGCCACCACAACCGCACAGUCCAAAGCCACCUUCGCCGAUCAGGUGGAUACCUACCAGGCUGCCCUAAUUAGCCUCUUCUCCGGCAAGCCAGAGGAAACAGAGGCAGAUCUGUCGAGGCUGUUCACCCCGACAUUCACACAGCGAGGCGAUAGAGCCACCCACGACUUUCCUGCGUGGAUCGGGCACGUUCGCUGGCUCCGUGAAAACUUCCCACCUGGGAGCGUCAACCUGGUCGUCACUCACUUUCUACGAGAAGGAAAUCAACUUGCCGAAAGGCACAUUGGGACGAUGAUAAAAUCGGACGGGACCGUUCUCAGGUCCGAAACGUUCAUGUGGGUGGAGAUUGCGGAGGAUGGGCGUAUGGCUUCGAUUGUAGAAACGGUUAAGGGUCUGGAAGAGGGUCGGCAGAACUAG
Messenger RNA from Dichotomopilus funicola, 417 nucleotides. RefSeq lists its product as uncharacterized. The record is from RefSeq and is a predicted model, not a curated record. Lineage: Eukaryota; Fungi; Ascomycota; Sordariomycetes; Sordariales; Chaetomiaceae. The transcript has a single exon. Bases 1 to 417 code for a protein of 138 amino acids.